Messenger RNA from Perognathus longimembris pacificus (Pacific pocket mouse), 5551 nucleotides. RefSeq names its product kinesin family member 1A (gene Kif1a). Gene Ontology annotation, biological process: microtubule-based movement. The record is from RefSeq and is a predicted model, not a curated record. Gene Ontology annotation, molecular function: ATP binding; microtubule binding; microtubule motor activity. Lineage: Eukaryota; Metazoa; Chordata; Mammalia; Rodentia; Heteromyidae.
CCGCGGCCGGGGCCCAGGCCGGGCCGUCGUGAGUGACGCCGGAGAGGCGCGUCCUGACUUGCCGGGGCUCCUGCCGCUGCGGUGACUGACCCAGGCCGCCGAGAUGGCCGGGGCCUCUGUGAAGGUGGCGGUGAGGGUCCGCCCCUUCAACUCCCGGGAGAUGAGCCGCGACUCCAAGUGCAUCAUCCAGAUGUCGGGAAGCACCACCACCAUCGUGAACCCCAAGCAGCCCAAGGAGACGCCCAAGAGCUUCAGCUUCGACUACUCCUACUGGUCACACACCUCGCCCGAGGACGUCAACUACGCCUCGCAGAAGCAGGUGUACCGGGACAUCGGGGAGGAGAUGCUGCAGCACGCCUUCGAGGGCUACAACGUGUGCAUCUUCGCCUACGGCCAGACGGGGGCGGGCAAGUCCUACACCAUGAUGGGCAAGCAGGAGAAGGACCAGCAGGGCAUCAUCCCACAGCUCUGUGAGGACCUCUUCUCUCGGAUCAAUGACACGACCAACGACAACAUGUCCUACUCGGUGGAGGUCAGCUACAUGGAGAUUUACUGCGAGCGUGUCCGUGACCUCCUGAACCCCAAGAACAAGGGGAACCUGCGUGUCAGGGAGCACCCGCUGCUCGGUCCCUACGUGGAAGACCUCUCCAAGCUGGCCGUCACCUCCUACAACGACAUCCAGGACCUCAUGGACUCAGGGAACAAGGCCAGGACUGUGGCAGCCACGAACAUGAAUGAAACCAGUAGCCGCUCACACGCUGUUUUCAAUAUCAUCUUCACCCAGAAGCGCCAUGAUGCGGAGACAGACAUUACCACGGAGAAAGUGAGCAAGAUCAGCCUGGUGGACCUGGCGGGGAGCGAGCGGGCCGACUCCACCGGCGCCAAGGGCACACGUCUCAAGGAAGGAGCCAACAUCAACAAGUCCCUGACCACCUUGGGGAAGGUCAUCUCCGCCCUGGCUGAGAUGGACUCUGGGCCCAAUAAGAACAAGAAAAAGAAGAAGACCGACUUCAUCCCGUACCGAGACUCUGUGCUGACCUGGCUCCUCCGGGAGAACCUGGGCGGCAACUCCAGGACGGCUAUGGUGGCGGCGUUGAGCCCGGCGGACAUCAACUACGACGAGACUCUCAGCACACUGAGGUACGCGGACCGGGCCAAGCAGAUCCGCUGCAACGCCAUCAUCAACGAGGACCCCAACAACAAGCUGAUUCGGGAGCUGAAGGACGAGGUGACCCGGCUGCGGGACCUGCUGUACGCCCAGGGCCUGGGCGACAUCACCGAGAUGACCAACGCCCUGGUGGGCGUGAGCCCCUCGUCCUCGCUGUCCGCCCUGUCCAGCCGCGCCGCCUCCGUGUCCAGCCUCCACGAGCGCAUCCUGUUCGCUCCGGGCAGCGAGGAAGCCAUCGAAAGGCUGAAGGAGACGGAAAAGAUCAUCGCCGAGCUCAACGAGACGUGGGAGGAGAAGCUGCGGCGGACGGAGGCCAUUCGCAUGGAGCGGGAGGCGCUGCUGGCGGAGAUGGGCGUGGCCAUGAGGGAGGAUGGCGGCACCUUGGGCGUGUUCUCCCCCAAGAAGACGCCGCAUCUCGUCAACCUCAACGAGGACCCGCUGAUGUCCGAGUGCCUCCUCUACUACAUCAAGGACGGGGUCACCAGAGUGGGCAGGGAGGACGCGGAGAGGCGGCAGGACAUCGUUCUCAGCGGACACUUCAUCAAGGAGGAGCACUGUGUCUUCCGGAGCGACUCCCGGGGAGGCGGCGAAGCUGUGGUGACCCUCGAGCCUUGCGAGGCAGACACGUACGUCAACGGCAAGAAGGUCACUGAGCGCAUCCUACGAUCAGGAAACCGCAUCAUCAUGGGCAAGAGCCACGUGUUCCGGUUCAACCACCCCGAGCAGGCGCGCCAGGAGCGGGAGCGCACGCCCUGCGCGGAGACGCCCGCGGAGCCCGUGGACUGGGCCUUCGCCCAGCGGGAGCUGCUGGAGAAGCAGGGCAUCGACAUGAAGCAGGAGAUGGAGCAGAGGCUGCAGGAGCUGGAGGACCAGUACCGCCGCGAGCGCGAGGAAGCCACCUACCUGCUGGAGCAGCAGCGGCUGGACUACGAGAGCAAGCUGGAGGCCCUGCAGAAGCAGAUGGACUCCAGGUACUACCCAGAGGUGAACGAGGAGGAGGAGGAGCCGGAGGAUGAAGUCCACUGGACGGCGGAGUGCGAGCUGGCGCUCUGGGCCUUCCGGAAUGUGGAGGUGGGUACCAGUUCCCGUCCCUGCGGGACCAGGCUGUGGGGCAACGCCAUCUUCCUGAAGGAGGCCAACGCCAUCAGCGUGGAGCUCAAGAAGAAGGUCCAGUUCCAGUUUGUCCUCCUCACCGACACCUUGUACUCCCCACUGCCGCCCGACCUGCUGCCCCCCGAGGCCGCCAAGGCCAGGGAGACGCGCCCCUUCCCCCGCACCAUCGUGGCUGUGGAGGUCCAGGACCAGAAGAACGGGGCCACCCACUACUGGACGCUGGGGAAGCUCAGGCAGCGCCUGGACCUGAUGCGGGAGAUGUACGACCGGGCGGCGGAGGUGCCCUCCAGCGUCGUGGAGGACUGCGACAACGUGGUGACGGGCGGGGAUCCCUUCUACGACCGCUUCCCCUGGUUCCGGCUGGUGGGCAGCUCAGUCAUCUCUGGCUGCAAGGGCUCCCCUCUUCUCAACACAUGCAUGAGCGAGCGCAUGGCUGCCCUCACCCCCUCCCCCCGCCUCUCGAGCCCCGACUCCGACACCACCACCGCCACCGAGCCUGCCGAGGAGCAGAGCCUCGGGGAGGAGGAGGAGGAGGAGGAGGAGGAGGAGGAGGAGGAGGAGGAGGACCUGGAGGACGACGUCAUUCGGGAGCACACGCAGUGCGACGGCCGGGACCCGUUUUACGACCGGCCCCCCCUGUCAGUUUUGUGGGAAGGUUGGGCCUUCGUGUACCUGAGCAAUCUGCUGUACCCCGUGCCCCUGGUGCACCGCGUGGCCAUCGUCAGCGAGAAGGGCGAGGUGAAGGGCUUCCUCCGCGUGGCCGUGCAGGCCAUCUCAGCCGACGAAGAGGCCCCUGACUAUGGCUCUGGUGUCCGCCAGUCUGGAACCGCCAAAAUCUCCUUCGAUGACCAGCAUUUCGAGAAGUUCCAGUCCGAGCCCUGCCCCGGGGUGGGGAUGUCCCGCUCGGGAACCUCCCAGGAGGAGCUGCGCAUCGUGGAAGGCCAGGGCCAGGGCGCCGACGCCGGGCCCUCAGCCGACGAGGUCAACAACAACACUUGCUCGGCUGUGCCCCCGGAAGGCCUCCUGGACAGCCCCGAGAAGGCUGCUCUGGAGGGGCCCCUGGACACCACCCUGGACCACCUCCGCCUGGGCAGCACCUUCACCUUCCGCGUGACGGUCCUGCAGGCCUCCAGCAUCUCUGCUGAAUAUGCGGACAUCUUCUGCCAGUUCAACUUCAUCCACCGCCAUGACGAAGCCUUCUCCACCGAGCCACUGAAGAACACAGGCAGGGGCCCUCCGCUUGGCUUCUACCACGUUCAGAACAUCGCAGUGGAGGUGACCAAGUCCUUCGUGGAGUACAUCAAGAGCCAGCCCAUCGUGUUCGAGGUCUUUGGUCACUACCAGCAGCACCCGUUCCCGCCGCUCUGCAAGGACGUGCUCAGCCCGCUGAGGCCCUCGCGCCGGCACUUCCCGCGGGUCAUGCCGCUGUCCAAGCCAGUUCCUGCCACCAAGCUCAGCACGCUGACGCGGCCCUCCCCCGGGCCCUGCCACUGCAAGUACGACCUGCUGGUCUACUUCGAGAUCUGCGAGCUGGAGGCCAAUGGCGAUUAUAUCCCUGCCGUGGUGGACCACCGUGGGGGCAUGCCGUGCAUGGGAACCUUCCUCCUCCACCAGGGCAUCCAGCGGCGGAUAACCGUGACACUGCUGCACGAGACAGGAAGCCACAUGCGCUGGAAGGAAGUGCGCGAGCUGGUCGUGGGACGAAUCCGAAACACCCCAGAAACUGACGAGUCCCUGAUUGACCCUAACAUCUUGUCUCUGAACAUCCUCUCCUCCGGAUAUGUCCACCCGGCCCAGGAUGACCGGCAGUUUCUUGAUUCGGACAUACCUAGAACCUUCUACCAGUUUGAGGCAGCGUGGGACAGCUCUAUGCACAACUCCCUCCUGCUGAACCGAGACCCCUACCGGGAGAAGAUCUACAUGACCCUCUCCGCCUACAUCGAGAUGGAGAACUGCACCCAGCCUGCCGUGAUCACCAAGGACUUCUGCAUGGUCUUCUACUCCCGGGACGCCAAGCUUCCGGCCUCCCGCUCCAUCCGGAACCUGUUCGGCAGCGGGAGCCUGCGCGCCUCAGAGGGCAACCGGGUGACCGGUGUGUACGAGCUGGGCCUGUGCCACGUGGCAGAUGCCGGGAGCCCAGGGAUGCAGCGCCGGCGGCGGCGUGUGCUGGACACGUCCGUGGCCUACGUCCGGGGUGAGGAGAACCUGGCGGGCUGGAGGCCCCGCAGCGACAGCCUGAUCCUCGAUCACCAGUGGGAGCUGGAGAAGCUCAGCCUGCUGCAGGAGGUGGAGAAGACGCGGCACUACCUGCUGCUGCGGGAGAAGCUGGAGACCACGCAGCGGCCGGGCGCCGAGGCCCUGUCCCGGCCUCCAGCGAGGACUCCGAGGUCCCGCAGCUCCUCCGGGGCCUCCUCCCCGCUGUCGGCCGAGGGGCGGCCCUCGCCGCUGGAGCCGCCCAACGAGAGGCAGCGGGAGCUAGCGGUCAAGUGCUUACGCCUCCUCACCCACACGUUCAACAGAGAGUACAGCCACAGCCACGUCUGCGUCAGCGCCAGCGAGAGCAAGCUCUCGGAGAUGUCUGUCACCCAUCGGGACCCGUCCAUGUCCCCCCUGGGGGCAGCCACGCUUACCCCCUCCUCCACCUGCCCCUCUCUGGUUGAAGGCCGCUACAGUGCCCCUGAUGUGAGGUCCCCGCAGCCCUGCUCCCGGCCGGCCAGCCCGGAGCCCGAGCCUCUGCAGGCGGACUCCAGGAAGCUCCCGUCCCCAGCCCGCGCCUCCGAAGCAGACAAGGAGCCUCAGCGCCUGCUGGUCCCUGACAUCCAGGAGAUCCGAGUCAGCCCCAUCGUCUCCAAGAAGGGCUACCUGCACUUCCUGGAGCCGCACACGGCCGGCUGGGCCAAGCGCUUCGUGGUGGUGCGGCGUCCCUACGCCUACAUGUACAACAGCGAGCGGGACGCGGUGGAGCGGUUCGUGCUCAACCUCUCCACCGCCCAGGUGGAGUACAGCGAGGACCAGCAGGCCAUGCUCAAGACCCCCAACACGUUCGCGGUGUGCACGGCGCACCGGGGCAUCCUGCUGCAGGCCAACAGCGACAAGGACAUGCACGACUGGCUGUACGCCUUCAACCCCCUCCUGGCGGGGACCAUUCGGUCCAAGCUUUCCCGGAGGAGGUCUGCGCAGAUGAGGGUCUGAGCCGGCCGGGCCCCGCCAGCCAGCGGCCUGGCCCCCCCCCCCCCCGCCCCCGACGUCUGUCUCCCCCUCCGCUGCCCA